Molecule: messenger RNA, 1493 nt
Organism: Pongo pygmaeus (Bornean orangutan)
Lineage: Eukaryota; Metazoa; Chordata; Mammalia; Primates; Hominidae
Gene: OR12D2
Product: olfactory receptor family 12 subfamily D member 2
Exons: 2
Coding region: 182-1108 (308 amino acids)
Biological process (GO): G protein-coupled receptor signaling pathway
Cellular component (GO): membrane
Molecular function (GO): G protein-coupled receptor activity; olfactory receptor activity
Source: RefSeq, a predicted model, not a curated record
AGAAGACAGAAUUUUCAGUGGUCUAAAUUUAUAGAUACUUUAGAAGAAGAAACUAUUGGGUAAAAUGAAGGAAGAAUUGUUGAGUCUAUUGGAAGAGUUUUUCUUAUUCAGAGAUUCAGGGGUAUGAAAAAGGAAAAAGUCUCAGUGCAACUGGAGACUAGAGGAACAAUAUUUGUCAUCAAUGAUGCUGAAUACAACCUCAGUCACCAAAUUUCUCCUCUUGGGAGUGACAGACAUUCAACAACUGCAGCCUUUUCUUUUUAUGGUUUUCCUCACCAUCUACUUCAUCAAUGUGGCUGGGAAUGGAGCCAUCCUGAUGAUUGUCAUCUCUGAUCCUAGACUCCAUUCCCCUAUGUAUUUCUUCCUGGGAAACCUGUCCUACCUGGAUAUCUGUUACUCUACAGUGACACUGCCAAAAAUGCUGCAGAACUUCCUCUCUACACACAAAGCAAUUUCUUUCUUGGGAUGCAUAAGCCAGCUUCAUUUCUUCCACUUCCUGGGCAGCACAGAGGCCAUGUUGUUGGCCGUGAUGGCAUUUGACUGCUUUGUGGCUAUCUGCAAGCCACUUCGCUACACUGUCAUCAUGAACCCUCAGCUCUGUACCCAGACGGCCAUCACAAUCUGGAUCACUGGUUUUUUCCAUGCCCUGCUGCACUCCGUAAUGACUUCUCGCUUGAACUUCUGUGGUUCCAAACGUAUCCAUCAUUUUUUCUGUGAUAUUAAGCCAUUGCUAAAGCUGGCCUGUGGGAACACUGAGCUUAAUCAGCGGCUACUCAGUACUGUCAUGGGGACAAUUGCCAUGGGCCCCUUCUUUCUGACACUUCUCUCCUAUUUCUACAUUAUCACCUGUCUCUUCUUCAAGACCCGUUCCUGUAGCAUGCUCCUCAAAGCACUGUCCACUUGUGCCUCCCACUUCAUGGUAGUUAUUCUUUUGUAUGCACCUGUUCUCUUCACCUAUAUUCAUCCUGCCUUAGGGAGCUUCAUAGACCAGGACCGGAUUGUUGCCAUCACGUACACUGUGGUCACUCCAGUACUAAACCCACUGAUCUAUACUUUGAGGAACAAGGAAGUGAAGGGGGCCUUGGGUAGAGUGAUCAGAAGGCUUUGAUUUGAAUAAACCAGAGAACUCUUCUGAGGCAUAAAUAACCAGCAAUGAAAAAGUAGAGAUGUGUAAUUUUACUGCUUCUCAGAUGGUUUAUAAGUGUAAAAUAGAGGCAACUGGAUAAAAGAAAAAAAAGUCCAAUCUAGUUGUAGUAAACAAUACAUUUCUAAGUAACAUGAGGAAUACUUGAAUAUGCAAGACACUAGCCAUGGAACCCUAAUGCUGAAAAUUUUUUGGAAUAUCAGUUGAUAUAAUUGACUUGUUAUGUAUUCUAACAUGUACUUGUAUGCAAUUGUAUGUAGAAUUUUGCCUAUAUUGCCCAUGUGUUGUAUAGAUAGAUAAUAUUUAGGACUGUUUAUCUGUAAGAUCCUUUUAGUUUAACAUAUUUUAG